UCUGAAUACCAAUCAAUAAAAUCGAACAAAUUCAAACAAGUAUUUAUAUGCCUUGCAUAGCAAACAUCGUACACUUCCUAUUGUCCCAAUGCCAAAAAUCCUAUAAAAACACACAGCGUCUUGAUUUCUACCUUUCUCCAUGGAUAUUCCGAUUCAAGAAACGGACUCCAACUCCACAGAUAACAAUGCCAAUUCCAACAAGAACAAUACGUUGCGAUGCAAAAAAUGGUCGGAAACUGCGGUCUAUUCCCUCCUCGUCCUCUCCGGCCAGUCAGCGGCGACCCUUCUCGGCAGAUUCUACUACGAAAAAGGCGGCAAAUCCAAAUACAUGGCGGCUCUGGUGCAGACCGCCGGCUUCCCGCUACUUGUCCCUUUCAUCUUCAUCAUCAAAUCAAGAAACAAACAAACCUCCUCGGAUCACACUCUAGCGCUUCCCGCUUUAUACGCAUGUUUCGGCACAUUUCUUGCAUUCAUUUGCAUGCUUUACUCCGUCGGCCUCAUGUAUCUCCCUCUCUCCACUUUCUCUCUCAUCUGCGCCACCCAGCUCGGAUUCAACGCCCUAUUCUCUAACCUCAUCAACACUCAGAAACUCAGCCCUACGGCACUCAACUCCGUUUUCCUCCUCACUCUCUCCUCCGUCCUCCUCGCCCUGCAGCCGGGCGCCGCCUCCGAGGCGGCACCCGGGGGCAAGUACGCGGCGGGGUUCGCGUGCACGCUGGGCGGCGCGGCAGGGUACGCGCUGGUGCAGUCGGCAGAGCAGCUGGCGUACGGGAAAGUGCUGAGGCGGCAGACGGUGAAGGAGAUCAUGGACGUGAUUUUCUACGAGUCGAUGGUGGCGAGUUUGGUGCUCGUGUCGGGGCUGUUCGGGAGUGGGGAGUGGCGGCAGCUGAAGGGGGAGGUUGAGGGGUUUGAGAUGGGGAAGGCGGGGUACGCGGCGGUGGUGGUGGGUUCGGCGGCGGCGUGGCAGGUGUUUGGGGUGGGGAUGGUGGCUUUGAUUAUAAAGAUCUCGGCUGUGUUUGGGAAUGUGGUGAGCGCUGUGGGCGUGGGCGUCGUGCCGGUUGUUGCGGUUGUGGUUUUCAAGGAUGAGAUGAGUGGUGUCAAGGUUGUGGCUUUGUUGUUGGCUCUCUGGGGUUCGCUGUCUUAUGUUUAUCACCAUUUUCUUGUUCAUCAUCAUCCCACCCAAAAUGGAAAUGUGGAUCCGCCGCCGGAAACCUGUACCUCCGCCGAUUCUGAGUCACGCUGAUAGGUCUAGUGCUCUCAAUUCAUC
Salvia splendens (bonfire salvia) is the source of this 1267-nucleotide messenger RNA. Its product is annotated as purine permease 21. The transcript has a single exon. Bases 140 to 1243 code for a protein of 367 amino acids. The record is from RefSeq and is a predicted model, not a curated record. Gene Ontology annotation, cellular component: membrane. Gene Ontology annotation, molecular function: purine nucleoside transmembrane transporter activity. Lineage: Eukaryota; Viridiplantae; Streptophyta; Magnoliopsida; Lamiales; Lamiaceae.